Molecule: messenger RNA, 312 nt
Organism: Brettanomyces bruxellensis
Lineage: Eukaryota; Fungi; Ascomycota; Pichiomycetes; Pichiales; Pichiaceae
Exons: 1
Coding region: 1-312 (103 amino acids)
Biological process (GO): retrograde transport, endosome to Golgi; endoplasmic reticulum to Golgi vesicle-mediated transport
Cellular component (GO): Golgi cis cisterna; endoplasmic reticulum; Golgi membrane
Source: RefSeq, a predicted model, not a curated record
AUGGGAAACAUAUUAUUCCUCAUAGGUCUUACCUUGAUUAUGGGACCAAGGAAGACUGCCUACUUCUUUGCUAGACCUGAGAAGUUGCGGGGAUCAGUGUGCUUUUUGCUAGGUAUUCUUCUUAUCUUCUUCAAGCACUCAUUUUUGGGACUCAUAAUCGAAAGUUUUGGAAUUCUAGGUUUGUUCGGGGAAUUUUUUGCUACAAUGGUGCAAUUUUUAAGGACAUUACCAUUUGUCGGCCCAAUCCUUUCACAUCCACUUGUUGCUCCUAUUGUGGAUAAGCUUGCAGGUGUAAGGGUGCUACCUAUAUGA